ACAUUGUACUUAAAUAUAAUACAUAUCAAGGGUUAAUUAACUUUGUAUAUCCAAAUCUGCAUGCACAAGCUCAAGAUGUGACAUAUUUAAUUGAGAGAGGAAUUCUUGCUUCACAAAAUAAUGAGGUUGACAUGUUAAAUGCAGAAGUGCUUGCUCAAUUUCCUGGAGAAGAGAUAACUUACUAUAGUAAAAAUACCUUAGAUCAGAACUCCAAAACAUAUAAUCCUGCUUAG
This is a messenger RNA of Acaulospora morrowiae, 233 nucleotides long. The record is from the annotation of a GenBank genome assembly. Lineage: Eukaryota; Fungi; Glomeromycota; Glomeromycetes; Diversisporales; Acaulosporaceae.